Messenger RNA from Mesorhabditis spiculigera, 615 nucleotides. The record is from the annotation of a GenBank genome assembly. NCBI's taxonomy places the organism in Eukaryota, Metazoa, Nematoda, Chromadorea, Rhabditida, Rhabditidae.
AUGGUUGGUAACGGCUAUCCUGCUGAAGAUUCGAGCCUUAUGAAUCCUAAGGCUUAUUUUUACAAUCGGCCUAGCUUCCGUUGGGUUGGAGAAAAUCUCUAUAGGAGUAUGCCGCAGAUCCAAAACGACCCUCACAAAAUCACACGUUACACUCUCAUCUCGAUUAUCCUGAAUUUCCCGAUAUGUAUCGGACUAAUCCUUUGCACCAAAAAUACAAACGACCGUUGCCUGUACACCCUCGUAUACUUAUUGGCCAACAUCGGAGACUUUUUCGCCUUCCAUGGCGUGAAAACCGGAAACAUCAAAAAGUUCUUUACGAGCUUCGGAAUCAUCAGCUGCGUCCUCGGAAUCAAAAUCUUCAUCGCGUUGAUCCUGCUCUGCAACCAUAUCGUAUCGUAUUAUUUCACGAACAUUGGGAUCCCAAUUCUCGUGCUCGUUGUUGCCAAUUUUGACCUUUACCGUCUAUUCCUAAUCCAACGUCAUAUUAUUCACAAGUUCGAGGUGGCCACGUUUACUCAGAAGUUUGCUUCAAUGCCUUGCGAUGAUUUGCCAAUUGUGGUCGCGGUCCGGGAUGAAGCGUCAAAAUCUGGAAUGUCCCCACCGCCAUAUGGUCUG